Molecule: messenger RNA, 1075 nt
Organism: Polistes canadensis
Lineage: Eukaryota; Metazoa; Arthropoda; Insecta; Hymenoptera; Vespidae
Exons: 3
Coding region: 243-593 (116 amino acids)
Source: RefSeq, a predicted model, not a curated record
GAUGAUGAUGAUGAUGAUGAUGAUGAUGAUGAUGACGAAGAAAACGAGGAAAACGCAAAAGACUUAAACAAAGCCCUGAAGAAAAUCCUGAAGAAAGGUAAAGGUCCGGCAACAACCCAGGAGGCCGAAGAGGAACUCACGUGAGAUCGAAGUGUGACCGGGCUUUGUUUUGCGCGAAAGAAAAAGCAAUACUUCAGCGAUAUCCCGCAAAGUAAAGAUGCGACGGCUGUUUCUACAUCGGAAUGGGAGGUAAAAGCGCGAAACCCAAGAUUCCCUCCUAUGAGCCCUACCAGUGCUGUCCUGCGAAGGUUGCUCGCGGCACUAAACUCGCCAAGGCCACGAAAGUCAGCCCUGUUAUCAAGGAAAAGGAUAGACUUCAUGGUAACGUCAGAAGCAGGUUUAGUAAAACGGAAACUUCGGCAUUGAAGCCUAUUAACAAGCUAACUGCUAAGGAGAGCAGAAAGAUGGCCACGACGAGUUCGACGAUCAAGAGUACUGGUUCAACUACCGAAGUCAAGCAAACCCAGUCAAAGGCGAAAAGAGGAUUUUUCGGAACCGUUGUAGCCGGUCUUCCAUACCUAAUGAAGGUUUAAGGAGAGGAACUAUAACUGAAAGAAACCUGACAGAAAGAUAAAAAUAAAGAGAGAAAAAGAGAGAGAGAGAGAGAGAGAGAUCGAGGGACCGAGGCUUAAGACAAAACGUAAUCGUGUAACUAAUAGGAAGGCAAGGAAGAUUCCAUAUCCAGUGGAGUAUCAGACGUCUCGUCUAUAUUAUAAAGGGAGGAAAGAUUAAACGACACAAUGUAUAAGAAGAAAAAUUUGUAAAAAUUUCAAGGGAUAGCACAUUUGAAGAGUGCUUUUUAUGAAUCAUGCAUACAUAUAUUCGGACAACCAUUCUUCGUUAAAAUCUCCUUCAUCGUCUCGUCAUCAUCUUCGAAUAUAUAAAACGAUCAUAUAUAAUAAUUAUCUCUUAUAAUAAUUAUAAAAACAUAUAUUACAUUGGCUGAUCGCAUCGUUAUUUCACACACACACACACACACACACAUUUCCUUUUUCUUUCUUGGUGGAUCAAUGUA